GAGAUGCGGGACGGUCGCAGUUUUUGCCACCCAAGGCAGGCUGUUUAGAGAUGCUUCCUUGGGUCAAAGCCUCUACUGGCCUUCAUGAAGACAGACCUGGAGCUCCAAGGUCUCAGAGACCCAGGUUGCCACAAGCUCCUAAGGUCACAGCCAGUCCUCCUGAACUGUCUGAGGAUUCGUGGCCAUCCAGUUCAGAGACCCAUUCCCCAUCCAGCACUACUGAGGGACAGAUGGGUGUUCUCCCUCCACUCAGCCUGAGUGACAGUGGAGACUCUGUGGUGGCCAAGUAUAUAAACAGGUUCCGCCAAGCUCAGCCCACAAGCCGAGAGGAACGCCAGCCAGCAGGCCCAACAUCAGCUGACUUUUGGUGGCUGCAGCCUGAGUGUCCAGACCCCAGCAGUCACCUUGCAGCAGGAGCCAGUGAGUCAGAAGGAAGACCCAGAAUGCCAGACCCAAUUCCUGCCAUAGUCGGUGCAUCCCAGGCUGAGGCUCCUCUUCAUAAAGUAAAGCAGAGCCUCAGCACAUGGAACUCAUCCCUGUUGGACUUGGAGACUCUGAGCUUACAAAGCCAAGCUUCCAGGCUGCUCAAACGCAGCAAGGCCUCCAUCUGCUCCUCUCACAGCCCCAGUGAUGCAAGCAGCUCCUCCCUUCCUGUAAGCUCUGAUGUCCUCUCUUCCUUCUCUAUGUCUCUAACCCCAGACUCCAGCAAGGGCUGUGACCCCAGAGAACCUGCAGCCCCGGUGCCAACCCCGGCCCCCACCCCUGCUCCUGUUCUGGCCUCCUCUCAGGCCCCCCUCAGACCUGAGGAUGACAUUUUGUACCAGUGGCGGCAGCGAAGGAAGCUUGAGCAGGCUCGGAAGCUAGAGCAGGCUCGAGGAGGGGGUGAUGGGACCUGGGUGCUGCCUCGAACCUCAGCACUCCCCACUCAGACCUCUCCUGCUCCUGCUACCCUGGGGACCCAACCUAACUGUGUCUCACCAUGGGGCUGUGCAGUCCAGCAUACUGUCCCAGGGGCCUUCUAUGUGGAGAGGCCUCCUCCUCUUCAAGGAUCCUCUCCACACAUCUGCACUCCCAGCCCCCAUGGAUUCUUCUGGGCCCCAAGUCCCUGGGUAUCUCUUGGGAUGGUUCCUGCCUCGCUGCUGGCCUCCACCCCAGCUUCCCCAGUCUCCACUCCAACUGCGCUGUCUUCCAUCCCUGCUCCUCCAGCCUCUACCCCUGCGCCCUCUGGCAUCCCCCAGGGGCCGCCCACCCCUGAGCCAGGCAGCUCCAUCCAUCCCAAGAAGCUGGGCACCAAGCCUCGAAGGUCUAGCACCUCCUCACACCAGGAGGAUACUGGGCAGGUCACUGCCGCCUCCAAGAGCCCGGGUCCCCAGCUCAGGGAUGUCCUGGGCCAAGUAGUUUCUGCUCGGAUCUUCCCAGACAAUCCAGAGGACACACCUCCCCUCCCUGAAAGCCUUCCUCCACCCGAGGAGGACUCGCAGAAAGUCAAGGCCACCCCUCCUCAAUCCAAGGUUCUGCCCUCUUUGUCUCUGGUGGGGGCCCAGGCCAAGUACCGCACAGCAAAGGCCACGGGGAGGUCGGCGAUUUGGAGAAAAACCACACCCUCAGCUGGAGUUGGGGAGCCACAGCCCAAGGCCCCGCCCCCUCCAGAAGAGAUGUCCACGUGGUCUGAGGUCCAGUCACCUGAGUUCAGAACUCCCACACAAGCUUCAGUGUCUCCUGAAGCGGUGGCCACACCCCCUCUAGCGUCCAGGCACGCCCCCACUGAGGACUUGCUGUCCCAGGCCGCCCAACUUCUGCAGGCUGCUGAAGACUCCGAUGGCAGUGAGUUUCAGGACGACCCGUUGCUACAGGUGCUAAGAGCUCAGAGGGCUGAGUUGAGGCAGCAGAAAAGGAAUGUGGAUGUCCGAUUGUCCCUCCUGUUGGACGGUGCUCAAGACCCAGAACCUUGGUCUCAUGCAGCCAGAUCACCUUCCAGGUCCCCAAGGAGGCUGUUGCCUAGGGAAGGAGCAUCUCUGGAGGCCACAGGACUUUGAACUGUAGAGAUUGCUUUUUCCAAUGAAACACUUUUCCCAGUUUACUGUUUAUCACUGAGAACUGAUUGUUGUAUAAAGAUUGUUGUGCUAUCUGGGUUUGGUGGCAAAUGCCUUUAAUCCCAGUACUUGGGAGGCAGAGGUAGGAAGAUGGCAGUGAGUUCGAGGCCAUCCUGAAGAGUACAUAGUGAAUUUCAGGUCAGCCUGGGCUAGAGCGAGACUCAAACAAACAAACAAAAAGAUUGUUGUGCUAAUCUGAGGGACACGCCGUCCACCUCUGCCCUCACUGAAACACAAUUCCUUUUCAGGCUCCAUCUUGGGGUGAGAGUGUGGUUCUAGGUAAGACAAAACCCACCUCAUGUAACUCAACUCGGAAGUGAAUCCUGGGCUAGGGAGAUGCCCAGUGGUUAAAGGCACUUAAGAGCAGUCAGCCAGCCCAGGUAUGAUUCCCUAGCACCCAGUAAAGCCAGACACAGAAGGUGGUGCAUGUGUCUGACAUUUGCAGCAGCAAAAAGCCCUAAUCUACCCAUACAUGUGCACACACUCGCAAAUAAGUAAGUAAAAUGAAGUGGGUCUUUAUGUUUCAAAUGAGGACAGAGAGCUUCUCGGGAUACCAGCAUUGGAAAAUAUGUCCCAUCUGUGCCAGCAGUGGCUGCCCAUUUCUCCCAUCCAAGUACUAACCAAACCCCUCCCUGCUUAGCUUCUGAGAUCAGACAUGUUCAGGGUGGUUACGCCUUAGAACAUCCCUUCCUCUCUCAUCAUCAGCUCCACCUGCAGGUCUAAGAUGUCUUCAGUUGAAUGAGUGGGUGAGUAAAGUAAUAUACAGAUGUCAGAUGACAUGGUAAAACGCCAAGGGUACCAUCUAAUGUGGACAUGUGGGUGUUGCCUGUAAGACUGUUAAACUUGCCAUUUGUUAGAAACUUUUCAUAAUAAAAUUAUGGAUAAUAUGUGGCCAA
Messenger RNA from Jaculus jaculus (lesser Egyptian jerboa), 2989 nucleotides. It is a transcript of the gene Proser3, whose product is annotated as proline and serine rich 3. Bases 51 to 2036 code for a protein of 661 amino acids. The record is from RefSeq and is a predicted model, not a curated record. The transcript has 11 exons. NCBI's taxonomy places the organism in Eukaryota, Metazoa, Chordata, Mammalia, Rodentia, Dipodidae.